Molecule: messenger RNA, 1098 nt
Organism: Colias croceus (clouded yellow)
Lineage: Eukaryota; Metazoa; Arthropoda; Insecta; Lepidoptera; Pieridae
Product: ornithine carbamoyltransferase, mitochondrial-like
Exons: 6
Coding region: 142-876 (244 amino acids)
Biological process (GO): L-citrulline biosynthetic process
Cellular component (GO): mitochondrion
Molecular function (GO): ornithine carbamoyltransferase activity; amino acid binding
Source: RefSeq, a predicted model, not a curated record
GCUCAAGGCCCGCGAUAGAAGCUAUGCAAUAGCUUACCAAUCCGUAUUAUAUUAUCUCUCCAGUAGUGGAAACUUUCAAAUAUUAGUUGAAUAAAGUAUCUAUCAUAAGAUAUUUUUGUAUCAAGACUGUUAAAAUUUUUUAUGCUUAGUUCUUCAAGUCCAAGACACAUGAUAUGCUUCAAGGACUGGAACGGAGACAUGGUAAUGGAUGUGAUAAACAGUGCAUUGAAUUUAAAAUGCUGUCUCAGAGAUACUCAUGGAAAGCGAUUGAACAUUUUAGACAACUGCAAGAUAAUGAUACUCCAAGAGGUGAAUGAGCCAGUGUUGAACAUGGCUGUAUCGAAAGCUGCCAGUCUACUUGGAGCUGAUGCUGUCAAUAUUGUGGACAAGUUGAUGUGGGAAAAUGAUUAUAAUGGCAGGGUAUUUUCAUACAUGGCGGACGCGAUUUUCGUAGCAACCUCCACCCAUACUUGCCUGCAACGGUUCGCGCAACAAUCCUCGGUUCCUGUAAUGUGUAUGACGUCAAGGACCCACGCAAGCAUACAAGCUAUGGCCACGUUUAUGACUAUAAUAGAAGAAUAUGGAACCCUAAGGAGACAGAACAUCACGUAUUUUGGUUCACCACAUCCCGUUCUGAAUACAUACCUUCUGCUAUGUCCUAUGCUCGGAGCAAAUAUAAAAUUUAAAUGCUGUUGUGACAAACAACCAGUCAGUCCAUUGCUAUACAAGGCUGGUCAAUCCCUAUGUUCUGAAGUGAAUACUAAUCUUGAAGCAUGUGUGGACAAAAAACGUGCGUUAGAAAAAGCUAAUGUUAUCAUAGCAGGCCCAGAGAAUAAGAAAAAAGUCAGCGAGUUUAGGCUUACUACUGAAACAUAACUUGCAUGCCUAGUCGUACAGCGUCAUCAGAUUCCAAACUAUCAAAAGGGUGUGAAGUAUAUCAGAAAGAGCUCUGCGAAGCGGUUGAGAACAUGUGCGCGACUGUAGGAAAACUUACACAUCAGCUCAGAGACUUGUUGUACAAGAUAAGAGAAACUAACAAUUGCCCAAAUUGAUAUGAACUUAGAUUGAUAUGAAUAAAUCGUUUGCAAUCUGUACCUA